CUCUCCCGCCCCCUGUGUGUGUCUGGAUGCUAUCCCUGUCAAUCUACUCGGUGGCUUCGUCCUCUACUACGGCGGCGGCGGUGGUGUUGUCGUUGUUGAUCUCGGUGUCGUCGUGGUUGCCCUCCUUGGCAGCCUCCCCUCCAGCACCACCGUCCCCAUCACCAUGGCCGUCGUGCCCCGCCUCCUGCCCCGCCAUGACCUCCUCAGUCGUCUCAGCAGACUCACCUGCACGAACCGCAACACACACACAACAGACACACACAUGGGUGUCCAUCAAUCCAUCCAUCCAUCCACCAUGCUCACGCACCGCUAUCGCGUGCCUCCUUCUUGUGUGUGUUGGUGCUGGUGCUGAUGCUGAUGUUGUUGUUGUCCUUGCCGCCGUCGCCCUGCUCCUCGUGUGUGUCGUCCCUGUCGGCUUCCUCCAUGACGAUGUUGUUGCACUCGGGCUCGGGCGUGUUGCAGGCAGUCGAGUCGCGCGUGGCCAUAGCCAUGGCAGCAGGGGGCGACUGCUGGGUGGUCGGCGUGGGGGCGGUCGACGGCGAUGAGGACGGCGAGGCCGAGGGCGACGGCGUCGGGGCGGCUUUGGGCACGUAGGCGGGCUGCUGGAUGCGCGAGGGAGUGUACCGCGGGCCGCGGGUGCGUGCGCGGCUGUCGAUGUCGGGGAACAACGCCUUGGCGAGAUGAAUCUUGAUCUCUGACGGAUGGAUGAAUGGAACCGAAAUAGUGUUGUGUGUGUUCCUUCCAGUGUCUGUGGGUGUGUCGUGUCGGGGUAAUAAGGUACCCUGCUGUCGGGUAUUUCCGCUCUUGUGGCACUUGUAGGCGUUGCAGAGGCGCUCCUGCCCCACCAGGCAGUACGUCACGCCAUUGCGGUCCAUCCAAUCCAACACUGAUAUCAACACCCACAGCAAGCACCAUACCAUACCAUACCAACACACACGUGUGAAUGCCUCGCCGCCACACACACAUCUCGGGCUCGGUGUGCGGAUGCCUACCUGAGAAUACGUCGCGCGGCUGGUUGUUCUCGAGGCGGAGCCACACGGGGAUCCAUCUGCGGGCGCCGUUGGCACUGCCGUCCUUGAGAGCCUGGUUGCGGCCCACUAUGUCAAACCUGAGUGGCAGGUCCCACACACAUGCGUGUGGCGGGCGUGUGUGGUUGUCAAACACCACACCCACCCACUUGUCGUUGAGUCGCAUGAAGCCCGGGUAGGCGUCGUGCUUGCAGAAGGUAUCCAGGAUAAUCUUCAUGCCGUCCUCUGAUCGCACACACAGGACACAAGCAGCAGGGUGGGCCAAUGCACACACACGCAUGACAUGAGAAGGGAUGUGUGUGUGUGUGUGGUCGCACCGGUGAGUUGGUUGUGCGAGAGGUGGACCUCGCAGAUGGGCGAGGGGUUCAUCCACACGUACUUGGCCAGCAUCUUAGCGCCUGCAAUCGCACGCACACACACACAUGCACACACUUGAAUGCAAAGCAAUGCGUGUAUUGUGUUUGGGCCAUUUCGUGUCUGCGAACCGACCAGCAUCGGUGAUCCUGUUCUUGAACAACUUGAGCACACGGGCGUGGAUGCGCCACUUGUCAAACAUAUCCUACACACACACACACACACACUUACAGAUGUUUCCUUCCGCUCACAAUCAUGCCCAGACAGACACACACGCAUCGACGCACCGUGAGCAUCUUGACGCCGGCGUCUGUGAUCUUGUUGCUCGACACAUCCACCGUCGCUAUGAUGGCGUCCAUCGCACCCAGCUGGAACUCCGUCCGCACAUUGGUCAGCUGAGACGAUAUCCACCUGCAGACACCCACACCCACACACACCACAUGCAAACAUAUGAUGCGUCUCGCCACACACGUGUGCAUCUCAUCUCCCCUCCCCCCUCCCCUCUCUGACGCACCUGCAGUACUCCUCCAGCUGUCCGUCGUCCAUCAUCAUGCCGCCCAGCCGCAGCUCCAGCACCCGCCGCUCCACGUCCACCUCCAUGAUGCGCCCGGGCCGCCCGCCGAACGGCGGACCGUGCGUGUGGUGCCCGCCCAUGUGAUGAGGAGGCGGGCCAUGGCCGUUGUGCCGGUGAUGGUGGCUGGGCGGGUAGCUGUGGAGCAUGCUUGAUCUAUGGAACGAAACCAGGCAGAUGGGCAGAUCGGUGAGCGGAAGGGAUUGGAGUCGUCACUGGGAGGCCAACGCUACUCCUUCUCACCUCCAGCUCUUUAUUCGUUUUCUACCUCCGCGCAGAAAGGGUCGGCAAGAAUUCGCGACGGCGAGACGAUGACCCCACAAACCCUGAUGUGACAU
Vitrella brassicaformis is the source of this 2291-nucleotide messenger RNA. The record is from the annotation of a GenBank genome assembly. Lineage: Eukaryota; Vitrellaceae.